CCCUGCCCGGCUGCUGCCCCCCCCAUGUCAUGGCUGCUGCCAGGUGCUGGGGGUGGCGUGCAUGGGAGCCCGGGUGCGGGGCGGCUGGAGCGAGGCGGGCGAGGAGGCGUUCGCGGGCGCCAUGCGGCAGAGGGACAGCAGCCUGGGGCAGGUGCUCAAGGCGCCUCAGACCAUGUCCCGGCUGCAACACGACGCAGCCGGAGUCGUAUCGUAUUACUACAACGUGUGGAAAACGCGCACGACGCCGGCGGCGCAGGCAUGGCAUGAAGAGCGGGAGCGGCAGCGGGCGGGCGGCGACAGCAGCAGCGGCGGCGGCGGCGGAGCAGGAGGGGGUCCCUCACAGCAGCCGGGGCGAGGAUGCGGUGAAGAGGGGAGUAAUGACAGUAACAACGGCAAUGGAGAUGAGAACAUUGGUAACAAGCAGAGCAAGCAGCAGCAGCAAAGGCAGAGCAAGCAGCAACAGCAGAAAGAGCAAGGCAAGCAGCAGAAACAGCAAAAGCAAGGGGAGCAGCCUGGGGGUGGUGGCGGCGGUAGCGCGCGAGAAGACAACAAGAAGAAGAAGGCGGGUGCCGUACGGGAGGCUCCAACGCAGCAACGGGUGAUACAGCUGAAGCCGCAGCCGCAGGCAAAGGCUGCGGCGGAAGUGAAGGAGGAGGAGGAGGAGGCUGUUGAGGCUGAAGGUGCGGAGGCGGGUGUGGGCGAGAUGGUGGCGGAGGGGGCUGCAGAGGCCUCUGAUGAACA
This is a messenger RNA of Astrephomene gubernaculifera, 741 nucleotides long. Lineage: Eukaryota; Viridiplantae; Chlorophyta; Chlorophyceae; Chlamydomonadales; Astrephomenaceae. The record is from the annotation of a GenBank genome assembly.